Molecule: messenger RNA, 1209 nt
Organism: Amoebophrya sp. A25
Lineage: Eukaryota; Dinophyceae; Syndiniales; Amoebophryaceae
Source: the annotation of a GenBank genome assembly
UACUGCUACACUCUGCUUAUGAACGACGACUUGAAACUGAAAGUCUACUGAACGAAAAGGUAACAAAUGAUCUCAACAUACCGCGUCACCAUUGGUAGAUGCAUCUUCUUGUUUCCUGUGAGGAUCAUGCUCAAAAAAGACGAUCACGAUUAAGUAGGUAUUUAUAUAUGUAUAAAAUCGUUUUAGGGCUGACCGGUCCCCCCCCUGUGGUGCGGUCCGUGGUGGCGCGCGCGCUCUUUUCCGCGCUGAUUUGGGCGGAUUCUAGUGGUGGAAGGCGUCAAAACUGGGCGCGGCCGUCCCCUUGCGCCUCUCUGCGUGUUCCUCAGGGACCUCCUGGCCUCUGCUGACCCUCGCAGGCUGGAGGCCUCCGGGGUAUAAGCCCGCCGAAGGCGGCCACGGUCUCAAGAGCGAGCAAGCCGAUGACCAAGGGCCCGGCGGGCACAGGCCGCGCGGCUCAGGGGGUCCAGCCCCUCGCCUUUUGCCGCCUUCGGAGGCCUUCCGCACCCGGCGUACUGCUGCGGCGGCGAAGCAUAUCGGAGGCAUAUAGGGCACAGGCAGGCACCUGGAAGGGAGCGCAGGCGGCCCCUUGGGUCACUUUUGAAGCCUUCCACCUACACCGGAGGCCUCGCGGGAACAGCCAGGCAGCCGGAAGAAGCGGAGGCGGUCCCUUGGCCCCCUUUUGAGGCCUUCCACCCCCGGCAGACGCCUGCAAAAGGGGCCUGGGGCUACGUACGGUGCCCCCUACGCCGUAGCCCUGAGCCCUGGCUCAUAUAUAAGACAGGCUACCAGUGGUAGACAACUCGAGAGUCUCGCUCCUUUACCCGGAACCUUCAUAUUUUUCUGGUGUUGCGCACGCAGUGCAGGCACAUCGAGUAACGGUUGGGCCGAAUCCACCCCCUGGUGUGCUCUCUGGAGUAUUGAUGGGUAGCGGCGCAGGAAGUGACCCACCUGCAGGUAGUGUUGCUGCUCCGGCAGCUGCACCGGUCGCAGCAGGCUCGCUGCCAAUAGCAAAGCCCCUUGCUUUCCUCGGAGGUGGAAGAAGACGCAAGAGUGGUUAGACAUAUAAAGUUGAGGGAGAUCCCUCAUAUCAAUGUCAAUCUUGUUUAAGUUUCCCCAAUAAAUAUUAACUUUGAGAGAUCGAGUCUGAACAUCCAUCAUCAACUCUUAGUCUUACGCAUGAAAUCCAUAUGGCUUUUGAAUAACCUGUGA